ACGUCUAUGCGUGGUGUUAGGAUGUGUCUGUGUCAUAUCCCAGCCUGACAGAAUUUGUGUUUUUUUUUGUGUGUGUGUAACCACGCCUACACAGUGGCUGCCAAGGUUUACCCAUGAGUUAAACCUUCUUUAGCUGGUAAUGAGGAAGGCGUGGGCUCUAGCAGUGGACACCCGAAGGCAGCAGUGGGUGAAAACAAGCAAAAUAAAGAAAAGUUUGGCUGUGAGAAGGUGCUAGACAGCCAGCCAUAGUGACGAGGAGGCAGGACCACCACCAUCACCACCACAGGGAAGGAAAAUGAUCACGUUGACGAAGAAACUGAAGUCCAGCAAGGGAGGAGUGUUGGAUGAACCGCCAAAGAAGAGGAUAUCAAUUCGAGAUCAGCUGCUUGUUAAGGAGGUCAGCGAGAUGGAGAGCAACCUCCCCGAAGGCUGCGUUGCCCACUUUGACGACCCUGACACACUUCACUGCUUCCGGCUGGUGGUGACCCCCCCGGAGGGUUACUGGUGGGGUGGUGUGUUUGUCUUCCGAAUUAAUGUCCCUGAGGAUUACAACAUUGCACCACCUGAAGUGAAGUGCGAGACAAGAUUAUGGCAUCCAAAUAUUAGCGAAGAGGGAGAAAUUUGUCUUUCACUUCUCCGCCAAAAUUCUAUCGACGGUCUAGGGUGGGCGCCGACACGGAGACUUAAGGACGUUGUUUGGGGCCUCAGCAGUUUGUUUAUGGACCUGCUAAAUUUUGACGAUCCGCUCAACAUCGAAGCAGCAGAGCAUUAUCAACGCGACAAGGAAUCGUUCAGCAGGAAAGUGAGAGAGUACAUCGAGAAACACAAUAAACGAUGAGAUAAAAUAAUGCCACCACCACCACCACCGCCGCCGCCACUGCUACCACCACCACCACCACCAGCAGCGCCGCCACCUUAGCCUAGCACCCCCACGCCCCCUGGUUUCUCCUCCGACGCCUCCUCCUUCUCCUCCUAGUGUAUUUGUUUGGUCCCUGCCUCUAUAAGUGGUUGCCAAGUUGUUCCUCUGCCUCCAUUUUGUUUUAUAAAUGACCUUUUUUUUUUGUUUUUUGUCUUGUUUGUUUAUUUAUUUUGUUUAUUUGUUUAUUUAUUCGUUUUUUUUUUUAAGGGGAUAAAAUGUUGAUGGGGUUUUUUUAAUUGAUUUUUUUCGUUUUUAUUUAUUUUUUUAUUGAUUAUUUAUUUUAUUUUAUUUAUUUAUUUAUGUUUUUGAUGAGAAAAUAGUUAGUUUUUUUUAAUUGGGAAAUGUUAUUGUUUUUAUUUAUUUAUUUAUUUAUUUAUUUUUUUUUUUUUUUUUGCCCGUCAGAAUGUCUCGCAGUCAGUCGAGUGUCUACUAAACAACUAAACAUUUAUUUAUUUAUUUAUUCUAUUUUUGUUCUGACAGGAAAAAAUAUCGGCAGGUUUUUGAAUGCAUAGAAAAUAGUUUAAUUUUUGUUAUAUAUAUUCAGUUGCUGCCAGAAGAUCACAGGCAGUCUGAUAAAUUAAUGUUCCUAUUUAUUUAUUUUAUUUUACUGAAGAAAAAUAAUUAUUAGUUUUUCUUUAAUGUGUAAAGAGUUAAUUUAAUUUUUGUUUUAGAUUUUAUUUCAUUGCCUAAAGAUCACAGGUUGUCGAGCGUUAGGUAAAUUAUUAUUAUUAUUAUUAUUAUUAUUAUUAUUAUUAUUAUUAUUAUUAUUAUUAUUAUUAUAUUAUUUUUUGACGGAAAGAUUUUUUUUUUUUAUUAAAUGCAUAGAGUUCAAUUUAUUUAUUUAUUUAUUUAUUUUUGACUGCGUAAAAAUCAAAGGCAGUCGAGCGUUUGAUAAACCAUUUUUAUUUGACAAGAAAAGACAUUAUUAUUAUUAUUAUUAUUAUUAUUAUUAUUAUUAUUAUUAUUAUUAUUAUUGAUGUGUAGAGUUCAAUUUAUUUAUUUAUUUAUUUUUUUUUUUUUUAUAUAUAUUUUGUGACCGCGUAAAGAUUCCAUAAGACUUCAGAUAUUUAUUUAUUUUAUUUAUUUAUUUAAAUUUUUUUUUGACCGAAAGAAAAAGAAUAAUGAAUCUACUUUUGACCUUAAAAAAAAAGUAAAAAAAAAAGUAGAAGGCAUUUUGAAUGAGAGAAAAAGAAGAAAAAGAAAGUAGAUUGUGACAUUUCAGCUGAGUAACGCUUGGAAGGUGACAGCCAGCCAAGUGUCCUGAAGACUUCACAUUUCUUCGACUGUGAAAAAGAAAAAAAAAAAAUGAUAGUUUGUGUUUGUUUUGUAUACUUCCGCAAGGGGUGGUGGAGUGACUGUACACAACACAAUAAAGACGAGGGGAAAGAG
Messenger RNA from Scylla paramamosain (green mud crab), 2308 nucleotides. Its product is annotated as NEDD8-conjugating enzyme UBE2F-like. The record is from RefSeq and is a predicted model, not a curated record. The transcript has 5 exons. Lineage: Eukaryota; Metazoa; Arthropoda; Malacostraca; Decapoda; Portunidae. The coding region runs from base 296 to 838 and encodes 180 amino acids.